Messenger RNA from Oryza sativa Japonica Group (Japanese rice), 1170 nucleotides. The record is from RefSeq and is a predicted model, not a curated record. Lineage: Eukaryota; Viridiplantae; Streptophyta; Magnoliopsida; Poales; Poaceae.
AUGGAAGAAUUGGACGGCUACCUCAGCUCCCCCGGUGUCGACUCUCAACCAACGGAGAUCCUCGAGUAUGACGACUUCGGCUACUGCUACGACUACAGCAACCUCGACGAUUUUGACGAAGGCUACGAAGACAACUACACGCCUCUUUUCUUCAGUGUUUUCAUGGCAGACAACGAGACGGCAGAAAAACGUCAAGCCCGAGAAGCAGAGGAGCAACGCACGCGACUGGAAGCCGAACGUCGCCGACUGGAGGAGGAGCGACAAGCACAAGAGCGGGAACGACUGCAGCGCGAGCAAGAGGAGCGCGAACGGGCUACGAAGGAGGCUGAGGACCACCGAGAACGUGCCCUAGAUGCUGGACGGAGGGCACGCGAUCUCAUCGGGCAACAAGACGUUGAGGGGACGGCGGUUUUCCGCACCCCACAGCAGAACGCGGUAGCAGCAAUCACCCUUCUUGACACUCUACUUCAGGAAGAUGCACCCAACCACGUCGUCAACAUCUUGAACCAAACCAAGACUAUGAUCGCCGCCUCGGUCCUCCGCAAGCGUCCGAACACUAGAAUCUGGUUUCCUAUGAAGGACAUGGCACCUUUGAACUACCGGGUGAUUUUUGUUUCGAGGAGAUUAAUUCAGAAAAAUAUGAGAAAUCCAGAGAAGUGUAUUCAAGAGCCUCCAGCCCUUGCAUCCUCGCUGUCGGCAUCCACCAAGCCAACAGAAUCUUGUCCUCCUCAUCAUAGCAACAGUGGUGUGGAAAUUCUAUAUGCUCUAGGACUCCUGCCCAACAGUGGUGGUUUGGCUCCACCAGUCAUUGGCUACCAUACCCCCAAGACUUCAACAUUGCUGCAUGAUCUGCCCCGUGUGCCGAUAGCCCUUGAUGCUGGUAGAAAGAAAAGAGCAAAGUCGGCUGGUGCACCAUCGGCUGCAAAGAAGAAGCCUAGGAAACAAAAGGCUACUGCCGAUGUUCUGCCAGCCAUAGAUCUAGAUGUAGCAGAAUUCCUGGAGGGUGAAGAAUUGGCAGAAGAUGUGGAUGAAGCGGCUGAACACGAUAGUGACACCCGAGAACAAACACCUCCCGCCGAUCCUCUUGUUCCUCAAAGAACUCCAUCACCUCCAAAAAAGUUUGCUUCCAAGAAGCCACAAGCACCAGCCCCAUCGGAAGUCAUCACAUAG